AUGGAAAAAUACGAACUUGUGGGAGUGGAGAAAUGGCAUCCCGUUUUUACCAGUCUGGGCCGAAGUGGCUCUGGGUUGAAAGGUACAGGCUUUCGAGCCGAAACGAGCAGCGGUGUGUACUUGGAAUUCAUUGCAAAGACCGCAGAGGACGCUUCUAAGGGGAAAUCUGCCAUUACAGCUGCAACUACGAAAGAACAGACACUGUGUCACGCGAUGCCACGUCGCCAUUUACUAAAGUUGAAAGAUCCUCAGAAGUCAAAUAAAAAGAAAACUGUGAAGAUGGAGCCGUUAAAGCUCUGGAAAACUCGCUACUGCGUUGUCAUGGGCUCUCACUGGCUCGUAUACGCGAACCAAAGUCAAGGUGUUUCGUCUGGUGAAGCUCCGACUCCUGUGGCAGUGUACGAACUGCUAGGCAUUGCAAUAACCGACGGAGAUGAUGGAACCAUGAACGAGUUCUCGAUCCACGUCGUUCCUGGUCGACAGGUCAAGUGCAGAGCUCGCUCGAGUCUGGAGCGAAAACGCUGGGUUAAUGCUGUCGGAGAUAAGUUAUCGGUACAGGCCAAUCCAACAGAAGAUCUCGAGAGAUUUGCCAAGCAGCAUGAGGAGAAACUGGCUGCUCGUGAAGCGGUUAAGAGCAAGUUGCACGAGGUUAAAACGGAUCCCAGGCGCUUGUCGGCACUGAUAGGGGAGGCAAUUCAAAGCGCGCAAGGGGAUUCGGAUUCCGACUCAGAAACGCGAGGAGAUUCCUUGAAUGAGGAUUCUUCACUGCGUCAGCGUUCAGGGCCGGAUUACAUUGAUGGGAGUCGAGCUCCCCGAUAUGAAAAAAUUCAACUUCAAAAGUUCCAUAAAUACGGAGCAACAUUUUUUUUUACCAUUGAAGAGUAUCUGGACGCUCAUGUUGGAGAGACAGUGGAGGCGCAGUUCCAGCACGGAGACGAGCAGUACACAGCCACUAUCAGUAUCCAGGACUUACAUUCCAUCACGCCCGACAGAUACUUGGAGAUCGGAGGAGGAAUUGUACAUGCACUUUCCUACCAGCAAGCGCGCAACCCUUGGCGGGACAGCCCACCUCCUACAUUAGACGACUUCGCACGGGUCUUGGCCUCGCUUCCGAACGGCUUCCGAACGUUCCCAAUGCAAAUGUGCACUCGUAACGACGAAGACGGGCUUUGGUAUUCCAAGCCGUAUACGUUAGAAACAUCCAAUGGAGAGAACUCACUUGUGGCUACAGCAAAUGGAAACCCGACGUUUGCUCCUGCACCGUUGAGCUUUCCUGGAGGCAACGCACUCGGUAAGAAGACGUUACUGUCGCUGGUGAUGGUAUCGUUUGAUAUUCCUUACAUGAUUGAUGGCAUUUCGAGCUCGAGUUACCACGGGAUGGGAGUCGUCGUGGAUGCUGAACAAGGUUUUGUGCUUGUGGAUCAAAACACUGUCCCUGUUGCGUUGGGCGACGUGUUGAUUACUAUUGCUGCUAGCGUGGAAGUCCACGCUAAAGUGGUGUUUGUGCAUCCAGUUCACAAUUGUUCCAUUGUACAAUACGACCCUAAGACUCUGGGCGCUGAAGAAGCGUGGCAACGCGAUCCAGUACUUGUAGCGAAGAAGGUAUAUCUAAUGCGUAUGAUCUAG
Phytophthora nicotianae INRA-310 is the source of this 1626-nucleotide messenger RNA. RefSeq lists its product as hypothetical. Bases 1 to 1626 code for a protein of 541 amino acids. The record is from RefSeq and is a predicted model, not a curated record. NCBI's taxonomy places the organism in Eukaryota, Oomycota, Peronosporomycetes, Peronosporales, Peronosporaceae. The transcript is spliced from 5 exons.